Molecule: messenger RNA, 1562 nt
Organism: Malaya genurostris
Lineage: Eukaryota; Metazoa; Arthropoda; Insecta; Diptera; Culicidae
Product: zinc finger protein 624-like
Exons: 4
Coding region: 70-1521 (483 amino acids)
Cellular component (GO): nucleus
Molecular function (GO): zinc ion binding
Source: RefSeq, a predicted model, not a curated record
UCAGUAUUAUAUUAUAUUAUUAUAUUUCAUCAAGCGAACUGUUAGUUGUUAUUUGAUGUGUUAUUUUCAAUGGCAUCUUGGGAUUUGGCUGAAGUAUGUCGCUUUUGUGGAAGUAAAAAGGACGUGAUUAUUGAUCUAAUUGAAACGUUAUUAGGUGAAAAACUGGUGAAAUAUUUCCCGCUAAAGUUCGAACCAUCAGAUUCGCUUCCAAAGUUAUCAUGUACAGAUUGCGCCAGUACAAUAGAACAAAUGGAAAGUUUUGUACAGAAAGCACUUGAGGUAGAAAAAGAUAUGUUAGAGCAUUCCAGUCGCUUUCGAAGUAAUAUUAUGUCGGUAGCACAGAUUCGUUCGUUGGCUAAUUCCGUGUCAGCUCAAAACAUCAAGCAACCAACUCAAAGCGUUAAAGAAGUGCUACAAAAACUCAAUACAACGUCAGUUAUUGUAAAAAAAAUACAAAAACCUCUAAUAGAUCCUUUGGAGGGAGUCGGACAGUUGGAAGAUGAACCAUUCAUAAAAAUGAAAAUGGAAGUAUUAGAUGAAGAAAUCGAGAAUUUGCCCGCGGAAGAUUUUGUUCAAUACAAUGAUACCGACGAUGAAGAAUAUAAUUCUAACUUCCAUAAUAUUUUAUCUGUUAAUAUAAAGGAUAUUGGUUUGACUGAUGACUCGGACUUUGUUCAAGAUAAUGAUGAUGAGGAUUAUGUCCCCAGUAACCUUAGCUCACGAAGUAAACGGACCACGGAUAAACAGGUAUGCCACCAAAGAAUCAAAUCGCUACCACCGCCAAAAAAUUUGUCUAUGUACAAAGUUCGUCAAUCAAAUCCAAAAGGAAUUGUUAUCAACCUUACAGAUCCUUGUCAUUAUGUUUGCGUAACAUGUAAAUCAAAGUUUUGUAGCUUUGAGGAAUUACAAACUCAUAUUAAUCAAAACAUAGCUUGCAAGAAAGUUAGUUGCACAUGCGAGCAAUGCGGAAAGUUUUGCGAAACUCGUCGUGCGCUAUAUCAACAUCGACUUUCACACAAUCCAAAGCCACAAUUGAUCUGCGAUCAAUGUGGUAAAGUUUACACAAACUCCUUCAACUUGGAGAACCACAAAAGUCAAGUGCAUGGGGCAGAAGUAGAAGAAUUAGGCUAUGUAUAUAAAUGUUGCGAACAAACGUUUCCAACACGGCGUGAGUUAAAUGAGCAUAUUGCUACACAUAGUAAAAUUCUGAAUUUACUUUGCGACACGUGUGGAAAAUCAUACACCUCUCAUAAGGCACUUCGGUCACACAAUCAAAGUCAUCUUAACAUUAGACCGUUUUCGUGCAAUGUAUGCGAAAAAUCUUUUAGAACCAAGUUACUUUUGGUUCAACACUCACAUGUGCAUACAGGCGUUAAGGUAUUUAACUGUGAUGUAUGCGAUAAAUCAUUCGCUAAGAAGGAGUCACUCAAGAAGCACUACAAAAUUCAUUCUAGUGAGCCGGUUACAUGGUCUUCCACGGGGGAAAAGAUAACUGUAAAAUCUCUAGAUCAAUUACAAUAAAUGUUGUCGGUUAUGCUAAAAUAAAAAAUAUCAGUGGUUAA